GUCUCCUCUUGCAGUCUAACUUUAUACCUCACCUGGUAAAAUAGUCGUUCCUGAAAGUUCAGGGGUGCAAUGCGUCAUGAUAUGUGCGUCGUUUUGGUGUUUAUUUGUCUGUCGAUAUUAGUGAAUUCCUUACCAACCAAUAAAGAUUCCAACUUCGCUUCCGAUCAGCUCCUCCAGCACAAAAUCUCCUCCCUAUUCAACUUCUUCUGUGCCCGAAACCCUGACCAACAUGCCGCCAAAGUAUCGACCUUUGACCCCUUAAACUACCUCUCCCUUUACACCAAUCCUGACACGGUGUCCAAGUUUGUCACCGCACUUCAGCAGAAUCUCACCUCGCCCCGAUGGGGCCCUUACCUCUCUGACAAAGAGCGAAUCGACACCAUCCCGAUGUUCGAUAUCCUCUACUUUAUCGACACUUCGACCCCUCAAGGAUUUGACCUAUUUUACAAUACGACCGCCUAUUUCUCUUUGAGGGCGAACGUCCGCCAAUUCAUUAUGGCGAUGGAACUGAUUUCCUCCACGAAGUUUUUUGGGCGGUUAACCCUUCCCCCCUUUUCGACCAGUGUGCCGCAAUUCUUCUCGCCAAAGUCGGUCCUCUGGGGGAUUAAUGAUGUCGUAAAACCGCAUUUGGGAGAGGGGGAGCAUGUUGAGGAAGAUGGCGGGGAUAAAUUGACCGGGGCAGUGGGAAAAGAUCCGACGUAUUGGAAGUUCGAUGCGGGUUAUAGGGAAUUUCAUUUCGCUUGGAACAUGGAUCUUCCCCCAGAUUUGGUGCAGGACAAGUAUCAAAUUCGGUUUGAUAGGAAGGGAGAAUUAUUUCUGUAUUCCCACCACUACAUGGAAGUCAGAUAUUGGGCCGAACUUCGCUCCCAGAAUUUGCCCGAUAUUGAAACCUUAACUUUAAACAAGACUUUUAAAGUUACUCAAGGAUAUUCUCCCUUCUUUCUUAUGGCGGAUUUCUCCGUGUUUCCGGUUCGAGGUCCGGGCGAUUCUUUAACGACGCAGGAUAACUUUCAGAAUUUGACGAUUUGGGAGGACAUCAUUCUGCAAUCUUUAGCCGAUGGGUAUGCCGUUGGGAAAUCUAGAGAACGAUAUCCUUACCAUCAACCUAAUGAAACUGAUGCCUCCGAUAUUGCGGGAACCGACGCAUUUGGCGCGCUUUUCCAAUCAACCACAGCCUCCGUAAAUAUCGACCUGUACGGAAACCUGCAUGAAUCUCUUCACCUGAAUUUGGCACAUUUACGCGAUCCCAGAUUUCCUACAAAGUUGCCCAAAGACGUCAUGGGCGUAAUGGACCAUGCCGAAUCGAGCGUGACUGACUCUGCUUUUUACCAAAUUCACUACUAUGUCGACAAUUUAUACAAGAAGCACAAGUACUACAGUCCCCAAAUACGAAAUGAGCAAAAUAUGGCCUACCCGGGUAUAACUGUUCGUCAGGUAGGGUUGAAUUCAAGCCAGCAUGUAACCCAAUUAAAAACCGAGAAAUUUCCCGUAUUAACCACAUAUUUUGAAUACUACUCUUACAACGUGACCAAUGCUGUCAUCGACUGCCAAAAACUUGAGUCUGGGAAGGAAUACGUGAUUUCGAGAAAGAGGCUGAAUUAUAACAAAUUUGAAUACAAUUUUGACAUAUUUUCCUCUCAUGGAGGAAAUGAGGAUGCAAUCGUUCGUGUUUUUAUGGGGCCGUAUAUCGCUGCGGAUGGAAAGCCGUACCCGAUUGAUGACUUCUACUGGAAUAUGAUCGAAAUGGAUAAGUUUCCUGUGGUGAUCGAGCCAGGAGAGAAUCGUAUCACGCGAGCCAGCAGUGACUCCAGCAUUUUGAAGAAGGACGUCAUCGCACCUGGCGAGCUUAAACGAAAUUGCGGCUGGCCUUCGAACCUCCUCCUUCCCAAAGGAAACCCUGAAGGCCUUCACAUGAAACUAUUCGUAAUCGUGACCCCCGCUAAGGAACGACACGGGGUCAAACUUACGGUCCAGAAUGCCGCAGAAUUUCCCGCCUUUUCCCUCUGUGGUCAUCCAUACAGUUAUCUCCCGGACGAUAAGCCGAUGGGAUUCCCCUUCGAUAAAAGGAUGCAUCUUGACAACCCAUUCGGCAGCGUGGGAAAGAGCAAUUUUAUGUUUUAUGAUGUAACCAUUAAACAUUUAAUUAGUUUGUAAAUAAAUCAUCUUUUAAUUAUUUA
Folsomia candida is the source of this 2177-nucleotide messenger RNA. RefSeq names its product hemocyanin. The record is from RefSeq and is a predicted model, not a curated record. NCBI's taxonomy places the organism in Eukaryota, Metazoa, Arthropoda, Collembola, Entomobryomorpha, Isotomidae. The transcript is spliced from 8 exons. The coding region runs from base 70 to 2154 and encodes 694 amino acids.